Rhopilema esculentum is the source of this 9655-nucleotide messenger RNA. Its product is annotated as potassium channel subfamily K member 1. NCBI's taxonomy places the organism in Eukaryota, Metazoa, Cnidaria, Scyphozoa, Rhizostomeae, Rhizostomatidae. Gene Ontology annotation, molecular function: potassium ion leak channel activity; outward rectifier potassium channel activity. The record is from RefSeq and is a predicted model, not a curated record. Gene Ontology annotation, biological process: potassium ion transmembrane transport; stabilization of membrane potential. Gene Ontology annotation, cellular component: plasma membrane.
UAACAUUCUAAUAGGCAAGCGGCACUGAUUGGUCAACCUUUACAGUCAUGUGCUCGUGUUUCUAAGUUCUUUCACUUGCUCUAUCUCCAGCAGCUUGCAGAAAAUAUAGCUAGAAAAAUUUCCAACUUUCUCUGACAUAGAGCAGGGUUACAAUUAUCAACUGGCGUCAGAUAAGACAUCCAAAGGAUGAAAACAGUACUUAACAGAUUAAAGCAACAAUUAUCAAAGGAUGCCAUUUUAUCUAAAUUCAAAGAUUUGAAUAAUCACAGAAAUGAAAGUAUUUGUAAGCUUUUCUGUUCAAAUUUUUCACUUCAUUUAUUGCAUUUGAAAUAACUUUAUGUUUGUAUAUUUGUAUGAAGGUAUGUUUAUGUUCAUACCAAAAGUGGAUGACUACGCAACAACAACAACAACAUCUUUCCUAGAUCUGCCAACAAAAUAAUGGAGGAGGGCAAGGUGCAGGAAACUGAUUUAACGUUUCAAGCUUCAAAAGUAAAUUAUAUACAGUCCCUGGAAUCAAAGCUUACUAGAAUGAAAUAUGGCAAGAAUCAUGGUUCAGCUGCGUCAAUGAUCUCAACACUUAAGAUGGCAAAAGAAGAUUCUGCAAGGAUUUUAAUAGAUGGAGCAAUUAGUUUAGACACAGGGAGAAACGAUGAACAGUUUACAUUUCUAGACAAAAUGUACUUGAAAAACCCUCUCUACAGACACACGUUUCCUGAAACACAGUCACUAGGAACAGAUGAAAAAGCAUGCCUAAUUAAAAAUGACCAACUACAAAGGCUUGGUGAAGAAGAUAAUAGCUCUUAGAGAUAAUGCUUUUUAUGUAACCUUUCGAUUUAUUAUGGCUAAAUUUCAAAGGUACUUGAAUAAAAAUUUCUUUGUUUACAUAAAUUCAAAUUUAGUAAAAUAUACUAUCUCAUAUUCAAACUCAUUUUUUUAAAAGUGAAAUGCCAAUUUACAGUUUGCAGUCCUUCUGUUGCAAAUGUUCAAGCCCCUUUUCAAAUAUCAUCAAAGUCUGGAAAAUCACCCUGUUAUGAUGCAAAAGUUUUCAAUUGGACAAAGAUUCAAAUUCAGAUUGAUAGUGUAUGGAGACUCAGUCCACUCAGGUUCUUUGAAUCAGAAAAAAUAUUCUUAUUUCCAUUGGUAUUCCAUCUAUCUUGAAUUUAUUUUUUUGAUUUGCCAAGAGUCAAUUUAAUUCUCAAUCUGCAAUGAAUACAAAUAAAACUCCCCUUCCUAGACUGCUUGGCAUAGUCGCCAGAUAAGUUAUAAUUUUAAUUUACUUUUUAUUCAAUAUUGUUUGCACUGUAGGCUCAGUCCACUAACCUGAUUAUUCCCCCAUUCACUUUGCAUUAUUCACGUUUGUCAAAAAUUAUCUUAACUUUCGGGCAUAUUCUCAUUUCAUUAUCAAAACCUUGACCUUAGCAAUCUAGUAUAAGAAUUUUUAAAUGCCUAACAGGUCGUCAAAUAUAUUUCUAUUUCUAUUUAUUUUUUCAGUAUAACUGUGUUUUUUGGUGAAGUUAUUUGAAUUUGCAACAUAUAGCUUCCUGAGCAGGGGCGAAAAUACCGGGGGGGGGUGUGUGUGGGGGGGGGGGUGUGACACCCCCCCCAAUCUUGAAAGUAGUCGAUUUCGCAGGGCAAUCGAAGAUUUCGCAGGGCGCCAAGAAGAGCUUUGUUCCCACGCAGAAAUGUCACCUCUGAAGUUCGUAAAGGGCCGUUUAGGAAUUUUGAAAUGGAAAUAUCAUAUUUGUUAUGAACCUACCUUCCUGAUAUUGCAUUUUAGAGAACGGAACAGGUAUGUAAGGAAAAGCUCCGUUAUUUGCAAAGCGAAAUCAUUUCUUACCGAAAGUCAUAGCCAAUGGAUGCAAUGAUUGAUGCAUAUGUUUAUGAGGGCAAGGUUGAGUCCAUAUAAAUUAAUUUAAGUUGUAAAUUAUUUUCAUGACAGGCACGGCGUCACUGGGGGGAAUAGGGGGCUGAAGGCCCUCACUUUGGUCAAAAUAAGACUUUUUUUAUCAUUUUUUCUAUUAAUUUUUAACAGUGCAUGAAAUAAAAAGAGAGUAAACUGUUAAGAUGCCGAUUUUGUUUGAUCUAAUUACUAACUUUUUCAUGUAUAUUUUUAGUAUUUUUCUUUUAUUCGCAUUAAUUCAGUAAAUAACUUUCUGUAUCAUUGCAAUGUUUUAAUUUUGGAUGGCCUUCUCGAUACAAGAAACUGCACAUUUCUGUUCAGGAAAUAAAAUUCUCCCAAUCAAAACAACAUCUUCCUCUGUCAUUCACAACUAUGUGCAGUCUGAAACGAAAGGUUGACGUUUCUUUUCUUCCCCCACGUCUAUCACUAGAGUUUUAGCAUGACAUGCCCCUUCCUAUUUUUCCCAAUAAACAAUAAUCAGUUUUUUAGCACAAUAGUAUUUUGCUAAAUUUUAGUCUGAAAGAUGCUUUUUAGCCCUAUUACAAGGUAUAAUUUCAAAAAUUUUCUUCACGUCGGACCCAACCAUGGUGGGUCCUCCUAUAUCACUAAACUUGAUUCUUAGUCCCCCCGGGCUCAAUUUCGUUGCUUCGCCCAUAUACUGCACCAAAAAAUCAUAUGCCACGAGAUAGAAGCUUUAUUAUCAAAGAAAAUCAAAUUUGACAUAUAAUUUACGCUCACGUAGAGAAAUAGAUAUUUCAUAGGCAAUGAAGUUUUAAGUUUGUUUUAAUUGCUAAGAGGUUUUCCUUGGUAAAGACCAGUAUACACUGGUGAAGCUUUCACUAGUAACCUAUAGAGUAUAGACAAACCUUUGCUACGAGGUCUGCAGGGCAUCACUCAGUUUUGCAGGGCAGAAACCCUUUUCACCCCCCCAAACCUACUGGCCAAGUUACGCCCCUGUUCCUGAGGAUCAUCAAAGAAAGCGCAGAGCUGAAGUGGUUUUUUCUGCAGAAUCGUGUUGGUUUCAAUUGUUUUCAUGAUUAAGAAUUGUCUAUUGCAGGUCCUUGUCACUUAAAACGCCUUGUUAAAACAUAGUCUAUGGUUAAAAGCACGAACAUUUUCAUCAUUGGCAGUUGUAUCCUGAUGAGAUUCUGGGUUUAAGUAUUCCUUUUUUCAUCGAUUCCUGUCCCUUUCAUAUUGAAUGGCAGCAGAAAAUCAUCGAAGGAUAGUGAGCCUUAAUGUCAAGGGUAUAGCUUGAAAAUCUGGUCUGAGUCAACUUUUGACAAGAAACGAUUGUUUUCUGUUGUACACGGCCUACCGAGGUUAACCAUUUGGCUGAUUAUAUGCUAUAUGUAUUCAGAUAUUUUUCUAUAAUAGUUACACAGCUGGAAAUGGUAUCUCGUCCUAAUACACCAUUAAGAAUAUGAUAUUUGGGACGAAAAAUCGACUCGGGUGCGGAUAGUAGUCCGACCAGAUUAAGAAUAAUUAUUGUCUUCAAAUCGACAGACAACAGACUGCGUUUAGAAGUUAAAACGACAGACUGUGUUUAGAAGUUAGCGAGCAAUAAAAAUUGUAUGGUUUGAGUGUCCUUGUUUACCGUGAAAUAAUCUUUUUCUUAUCCAUAGACAAUGUUUUGCUACAAUCCAGCAUCUUUUCAUAAGCUACGUUCCAGAGCUUCUGAACCUAACUGGUACAUAUUGAUUUCACCUGAAACGGUUGAAUACGAAAUUGAUAAGGAAGAAGAAUGGGCUGACCAAACAUAGUUUAACAAAUAGCCCGCUUAAUAAUAAAUGAUGUAAACACAUACCAGAGAUGAUGGCUUUUUUUAAGACAGGAAUGAUUUUAUAAGAUUCUUGUGAAUCGUUAACUCUUCACGUAGCAUGUUGUAUCCUCUAGAACUGCAAGUUUUAGUUGACAUAAUGUUUUAGGCAAAUAUAAAAACUAGAGCUGUUUUGUUUAAAAUUGUGACAGUGGAGCACCAGCUGACUGUUUUCCUUGAUCAGAGAAGGAUAUGUAAAGGAUAUCUGGAAGAAAUUUCAGGACGAAGAUUUUUGCCAAAAGCAACAAAUGUGCAGAAGAAAAGGUGGCCUAGCUUGGUUGCUAGCUAGCUCUGCUCACUAGCUAGCUCUGGCAUUCAAUCUUUAUUGGGUAAUAAAACAGAAGUUAUAAAGCUAAAAAAGCAGCAUGAAUCAAGUUGGACAUGUAUUAGGAUUUAUUAUCUUGGAUAACAUAAUCUUGUAUAUUGGAGCUGUAGUUUUCAUGUACACUGAAUACCGUUACAAGGAAGUCCAGCCUGCUCAAAACGCAACUCAGGUGAAAACUGAUAUAGAAGCAAUGAUCAAUCAGACACUGAGCGAAAUGCAAUUCAAUGAAAUAAUAUCGAGAGUUGAGAAAUACGUACACGAGUAUGAACCAAGCAAAUCGGCUAAAUAUACAUCGACGUGGAAGAAAAAGAUUAAUACAAGAACUUUCAUUCGAUGGUGUUACUUUGCAUAUACAAUAGUUACCACAAUAGGAUAUGGCGAUGUUGUUGUAGAAUCAAUUGCUGGAAAACUUUUCCUGUGCGUUUAUGCAUUUUUGGCAAUACCAGUUCACUUGUACACUAGUCACUUGAUUGGCAGAACAAUAAAUUACGUUUUGAAAAAGUUGCUAUAUGUCAUUGAAAUAAGGAUGCUGCAUCGGAAUAGUGUAGCACACAGAUCUUCCAAGCUCCUAAUAAUGACCAUCAUCUUGGGUAUUCUGUGGAUCUUUGUGUGUGGUGCAGCUAUAUUCAAAAGUGAAAAAUGGACCAUGACUGAUUCUAUAUACUUCUCCAUUGUAUCUAUGCUGACGAUUGGAUUCGGUGAUCUGACUAUUGAUAUAUUUGCGCUAUCACCGCUUCAUUUGUUCCUUGCAUUUCAGCUUUACGUUGGUACAUCCUUGCUUGCGUCCCUAAUUAAUGGCAUUGUUGACUUGUUGAAGAAAGAAGACAGAAAGGACGAAUACCACAUGUCACGGGAAGCGAAUGUCAUUCACAAUAAUAGUAAGGAAAAAUAUAUAGCAAAAUCGUCUUUUAGAAAUGUUGCUUUUGAAUUUCCUCCAAGCUCAGUGUGAAAGGCAUCAAGAGUAGUGCCACUCUUUUCUUAAUUUAAGCAGUGUAUUAUUUGUAAGUAGUUAUAAAGCAUUGUUUAUUUCUAAGUUUUAGUAACGGCCCCUGAAAAACAAUCUACUUAGAUUGACGGUGUUACAAUGAAUAAAUAAUUUAGAAUUAAUGAAGUAAACGAGGUUUCAGUGGCGCCGACGCUUAACAGAAAGAUGAGGCCUCUUGUGAGCAAAGCACAUAAAUUUUUCUUCGAUUAUACUUUUUAGAUUAGCUAGAGAUUCAUAUGAAAAUAAUUCAUGCAGUCAUCUUUCGAAAUUAUUAAAGCGUUUUUCUUUUUAAGGCAUGCAUUUUUAGUAUUUAUUAAUUCACGUCUUGAAACAAAAUUGAUUACCUUAUGACACCCCAAGACCUCGUGGCCCUGGGGCCAAUUGCUCCCUUCUGUCUUCCCUUUAAGAGGCUUUGAUCAAGAGACUAAAGCCCUAUUUACACGAGCAAUUUUUCCUUGGCAAUUUUCCUUGACAAGUUUCUUUGCCCGUGUAGAUUAUAAACAAGUUUUGUUUAAAAAUUUCUACACAUUUCGUGUAAUCUCUUUGACAAUUUCUAUUUGCGUUAUGGCAAGCGCAGUUUAUAGGUUAGCUUCGUUUUCUGACAGGGGAUCAUUUUUGCUCCAAAUUUUCUUGCAAAAAUGGCUCCUUUAACAAAAAAGAAACUUUUAUUUAUGUGUAGGACAGCUGCAGCACUAUUAAUGUACUAUGAAUCUAGGAAAAAAAGACAGCGAAAAAGGUGGGUUCAGCCUUGGGCGAGCCAUCUUCGCAGGCAGAUCAAAGGAUUAGCAGGAAACGUGAUUGGAGAACUGAGACUCGUAGACCAAAACAGUCUUUAAAAUUUUUUCCAGUAAGUCCAACGGUUAAAAUUUUGCGUUUGGAGUCUUCGAAAAUUUCAUUGGAAAUCUUAGCAGGCAAUAAUAUUUCAUUGGUGUACAUAUUUGCCUUUGUAUUCCAAAGGCUUUCGCGGCUUUGCAGAGCUUCCAAGAGCAUUGACGUUCCUUGAUCGGUCAAGAUUAACCUCGUGGCGGCCAUGACAGCCAAAAACAAGCAAUUACUUGCGCGGAAAGAAGGGUCUGGAAAUGAGUCAAAUUUAUCAAGUUUACUUGUCAAGUCAUCUACACGGGCAAGUUUUGCAUAUGACAAUUUUCUACUUGUCAAGUAAAAUAUUGUCAUUUUUCCUCAAUCUACCCCAAUCUACACGAGCAAAAUAAACUUUUCAAAGAAAGUUUGUCAAGGAAAACUCGUCGUGUAAUUACAGCUUAACAGUAUAUAAAAGUUAUGCUCAAAUUUUUGACUGCAUUUUACAGCGCGAGGAAAGCCUGAUUAAAUCAACUGCUCCAGAUAAUUAAUAUACAUGUUAUAUAUGCAUGUGCUUCUCGGUUUAUAGGUUCCAACCGAUAUUAUAGAUUAGCAUAGCCAUUCUUAAAAAAACAGCUUUUUUGUAGCAAUAUAAUCAUUGAAGCAGUCCUCAGCCCGUUAGAAUUAUGCGACAUUGAUAAGUAACUUAAUCCAUGGAUCCAUUGAGAAGUAGAAUUUUUACCAACCUUCUCCCUUAACUUUGCCCCGAUACAGAACACGAAAUACUUCCUAAAAUUCAAUAGCGUACUAAUCUGUGACCAAAUACAUGGUGUGGCCAAACAGAGUACUGAUCUCAACUUGAUGUACUUAGGUUGGUGGCCGUAAGGAAAUAUUUUAUUAAACAUCAAUGUUUCCCCCUUGUGUGAUGAGAUUUCUGACUGCCAUGUUGCCGAAGUGUAAGAAAUUAACUGAUCAAAGAUAUGAUGAUUAUUAAUAGAUUAAUUAUAAGGUUGAUACGAUACAUAUCUAUGUUUUCUUACAAAAAGCAGGAUGGUCAUGCAUAUUGUAGAAAUAUAUCCCUUGGCUAUUUAUCUGUACCUCAGAUCUAUUGGAUUUAGUGAAACUGAUUGCCACAUUAGAUACGGUUCUAAAAUUACCAAAACGGUGACCUAACUUGAAAUAAAUCAAGUGCUUGGACUGGGUGACGGAUUACGGUUGACGUAACAUUGCAAUCUAGUUAUUUUUGAAUUCGCUUUACUUAUGCUUAUGCAUGUCAAAUGCCUCUAAACCUUGACGAAUGUUUGCUAAACCCUGCUUGCGAAGAAAGCAAAUCGACUAAUCAGGGAUCGGUGAACACGACAAAUGGUACAGUAGUUCAACUGACGUUGAAUUGCUAAGCAAAUGUUUUGCAAAAAAGAAGAUAAUACAAAACUUUUUGUUUUUAGCUAGAACCUGAUUAAGAGCGUCUUAUGAAGAGUAAUUAGAUUUCUUAUAAGGAUAAGAAGGGUCCUCUCGAGUAGUAAAUCAUUUAUAUAUUUGUAGUUUACUAAAAUAACAUUCAAUGUAUUGCUUGUCUGUCUAUCAGAUAGAGUGUAAUUGAAAAAUUGGUUUUUACUUGGAUCCUGCUAUGGGGGACAAGCCGCAAACCGUGCAGCCCAAAAGCUGCAGUCAAAAUUCUCAUAAAAUGUGGUUGCUGAAGCUAGAGAUGUCUUCAAAACAUAUAUCCUUGGGCCAAUUGUUUCUUGUCGCAUAAUCAAGACAGCAACCCGUUUGAAAAAUAUAUUUAAAUUGCCCAGCAGCGCAAUUUGCAGCGGCUGCAACCCGGAAUAAAAUUGUAAAAUCCUUUAGCUGUAUUCGAACUAUAGACGAGCCUUGAAGCUUCGUCUCGGUAAGACACUCAGUAUAUAGCACCAGAUAUAUAACUCCCAAUCGAGUAUUUGCUUUUUGAAUUAAAGAUUUUAUCCAUUCUUCUUAUCCUGUCAUUUUACCUAGUCAUAGAAAAUUCUAAAGAGUUCUGUUUGUGAGAAAAAAUUUCGAAAAAUGGAAAGGUUUUUCAAAAUUUGCGAUCAAGCAGACAAAAAAAUGCUUCAGAUGGUCAAGCAUUUUUCGAUAUUCCGGCAAAUUAGCAGCAGAAUUUUUUAAUCGUCAGCAAGGUAUUGAUAAUAAAAAAUUGGCGAUGUUGAAGCAGGGGUCGGCAUAACAGUGUUGCUUUAGUUAGCGCUAGGUUCACGCAAAGCAAUUAUGGAUUUUCGUGAAAAAUUGAGGCUUUGAAGAAUGUGUAUAUUGAGCACCAUUGGGCAAUUUUAUACAUUCUAAAAACCGUGACAUGAAUUGCUUCUAUUCAAUAGUUUUAUUGAUAACAGCUUUUGAGCUAGUGGAUUAAUAUCUGUUUAUAUUUGUGGCAUAGAAGGUCAUUGUUCAAUGCUUCUACGUCAUUUUCUUUUUUCCAUUUUUCACCUCUUUCAAUAUCUUCUUUCGCUAUAUCAAUAUCUUCUUUUGCUUUAUCAAUAUCUUCUUUUGCUAUACGUGCUUCAUCUUCCUGCUUCUUUCUUUAAGAAGUGCUAUAUAUGCUUCAUCUUACUGGUUCCUCUUUCUUUCUUUCACCAUCUGCACCUUUUACUAUCAUCCUGCAUUGCUUUAUAUGCUUUGCCUUCCUGUUUCUUCAUUUUAUUUCUUCUUCUCAUUGCCUGUGCCUUCAACCAUAUUCUUAUAAUGUUUUAUAUGCUUUGUCUUCGUGGCCCUAAAUUUCUUCUUCUUUUUAUAACCUACGUCGCCUCCUAUUUUUUUGCAUUGCAAUAUGUGCUUCUUUUUCCUGCAUUUGCUUUAUUCGUCUUUUUUCCAACUCCAAAACUUUCCUGUAUUUUCUUACAUUGCGAUAUUUCAUCGUCAACUUUCUGCUUUGACCUUUUCCUUCCAUCCUCUGUGCUUUCUCCUACUGUUAGCAUUGUUAUAUAUGUUUUGUCUUCUUGUUUCUACUUUCCAACUCUACACAACUUUUCUUAUGCUUUCAGCAAUAUCCUUACAUUGUUAUAUGCUUCAACUUCUUGCUUCUAUUUUUUACUGCUUCUUACUUCCUUUGCCUUCAACUAUUUUCCAAUAUUGCUUUAAAUGAUUGGAUUUUCUGGUCCUAAAUUUUCUUCUAUUUACAGCAUCUGCGCUUUAUCCUAUCUUCUUACAUUGCCAUGUGUCCCGUUGUACUGCUUUUACUCGAUUCCUUGUUUCCACCUCCUGUGGCUUAUUCAUUGCUUCCUUUAUCAAUUUUCAUCAUUUCAUUUUUCACCAUUACCUUUUCUGAAGCAGUGGCUGCUUAAUUCCUUUCUUUUUUAAUAUAUUUUAGUCCCACAUCGCUACAAUCCCCUUCUAUUUCCUCCAACCUUUUCUAUACCUAAAGUUACUCCAGCAGCAAUUCAGUGAAUUCGUUCAGUUGAUGUCAAAAGUCCUUGGAGCUCCAAGCUAUCUGCGUUGUGAUUUUGUGUAUGAUACUUUUCCUUGCUUUUCUAAAUACUACUACUACUUUUGCCCCUUUCCCCCAGAAUAAUGGUAGUAGUUUAAAAAUAUACAAAGCAAGUCACAGGGAAAAAGGUACUCCACAGGCUUUUUCAUUAAUUUAGCAUAAGCCAACAUUGUUGAAAGUUAAAGGUUCUCUGUAACACAGGCUACUCUGACAAAGCUUCAUGUUAUCCUUUUGCACCAUUUGCGCAAUACAUUAAAUCUUUUGCCUUUAAUAAAUGAAUGACUCUGUAUUGCAUAUUUCGUUAUCUAAUCAAUACAUACGUCACUUCUUAGAAGCCAAAAAAUGAUUUUAAUGAAUCGUUUGGCUAACUUGUUUUC